AUGCAGUCCCUUGUGACGCCCUUCGGAGCGAGCUACUACUUUUCGUCCAAGAGCCUGACUGUCGAAGUGUAUCAGGGUCUGGUAGAUCGAGGCUGGAGACGAUCCGGCACUGUCUUCUACAAACCGGAUGUCCUACGGCACUGUUGUCCCCAUUACACCAUACGCCUCCCCGCCGCCUCCUUUACGCCGGCCAAGGACCAGAGACAAGCAGUGAAUCGGUGGAAUAGGUUCGUCCUUGGUGAUGAAUAUCUUAGAGAGGCCGCGAGACUGCAUCCAAAGUCCAAGGAGGAGAAGGCCCGGCAGCGAAAUACGUUCGAUCUGAUCACUGCGGUCCAUGAGAGCGAAUACACGAACGUAAAGCGACCACCAGAGCCUGCACAUCGCUUCGAAAUAACUCUCGAACCCGACACCUUUACACCGGAGAAAUACGAGCUCUUCCACAACUACCAGCAGCAUGUCCACCACGAGAAGCCCUCCGAAAUAUCCGAGAAUGGCUUCAAACGCUUCCUGUGCGGCUCGCCCCUCCGACGCAAGACCGCUCAGAAGGACGGGAAACCGCAACCUCUGGGGUCACAUCAUCAAUGCUAUCGAUUAGACGGUCGAUUGAUUGCUAUGGCCGUCCUGGACCUUUUACCACACUGCGUCAGCGGCGUUUACUUCAUUUACCACGCCGACUUUGAGAAGUGGAGCUUUGGGAAGUUGAGUGCUCUGCGAGAAACAGCUCUAGCAUUGGAAGGAGGUUACCAAUACUACUACAUGGGUUACUACAUCCAUUCAUGCGCCAAGAUGCGGUACAAGGGCGAAUACCGGCCACAGCAUGUGCUAGACCCUGAGAGCUACGAGUGGAACCCGCUAGACGGCGAACUUCGAACGCUGCUCGAUAGGAAGACGUACGUCUCCCUCUCGCGUGAGCGGCGACGAAAGGAACUUAGUUUGAAGGAUGAGGGCUUGAACGAACCAGCUCCAGACGAGGCAGGUGUUGACGAUUUCUCCGAUUACCCUUUGCCCAGCGCCUCCGAGGCUGGAGAAGCCAUAAUGGACGGCACGUCGCUUUUUGACCUGAAGAUCCCUGGAGUGAUGACCGCGGAAGAAGUCGAGAAUGAUUACGAGCUCGACCACCAGCGUUUACAAGCUAGGGGAAGGCUAUUCGAGGCAGAUGAUCUGAUGGCCUGGGAGAGCGGCGACAUCCGGGAUCCUAAAUCACUGAAGGGUAUCAUUGCCGAGCUCGUUGCCUGCCUUGGAGCCGAUGUCGCGAGGCAGGUGGUAGUGUCGUUUAGCUGA
Molecule: messenger RNA, 1281 nt
Organism: Trematosphaeria pertusa
Lineage: Eukaryota; Fungi; Ascomycota; Dothideomycetes; Pleosporales; Trematosphaeriaceae
Product: arginine-tRNA-protein transferase 1
Exons: 10
Coding region: 1-1281 (426 amino acids)
Biological process (GO): protein arginylation
Cellular component (GO): cytoplasm
Molecular function (GO): arginyl-tRNA--protein transferase activity
Source: RefSeq, a predicted model, not a curated record